AGUCUCUUCUGUUGUGAGCUGCGCAGAACUGUGCGGCCAGUUCUGGUUCUAGUUCUGAACUGACUGUUCACUCUUCUUCCUGAACCUCUGACUUUUCCUGUGGAUCGGAACAUUUUCCUUCUCCAUGAAGAACAAAGGCGGUGUGAGAGGGCUGCUGCCAUGCUUCCUUAAGGACUGGGAAAUGCAUGUCCACUUCAAAGUCCAUGGUACCGGGAAGAAGAAUCUCCAUGGAGACGGCAUCGCCUUGUGGUACACCCGAGACCGCCUUGUACCAGGGCCUGUGUUUGGGAGCAAAGACAACUUCCACGGUUUGGCCGUCUUCUUGGACACAUAUCCCAAUGACGAGACCACUGAGCGUGUGUUCCCGUACAUCUCGGUGAUGGUGAACAAUGGCUCUCUGUCGUAUGAUCACAGCAAAGAUGGGCGCUGGAGCGAGUUGGCAGGCUGCACGGCUGACUUUCGCAACCGGGACCACGACACCUUCCUAGCUGUGCGCUAUUCCCGGGGCCGCCUCACGGUGAUGACCGACCUGGAGGACAAGAACGAGUGGAAGAACUGCAUCGAUGUCACAGGGGUGCGCCUGCCUACUGGCUACUACUUUGGAGCCUCUGCUGGCACCGGCGACCUGUCUGACAACCACGACCUCAUCUCCAUCAAGCUGUUCCAGCUCACAGUAGAGCGCACACCUGAGGAGGAGAGCAUCGACUGGACCAAGAUCGAGCCUGGUGUCAACUUCCUCAAGUCCCCUAAAGACAAUGUGGAUGACCCCACUGGAAACUUCCGAGGUGGGCCCCUGACGGGGUGGAGGGUGUUCCUGCUGCUGCUCUGCGCCCUCCUGGGCAUCAUCGUCUGUGCUGUGGUGGGCGCCGUGGUGUUUCAGAAGCGCCAGGAGCGGAACAAGCGUUUCUACUGAGAGAGGCCGGUUUGGCUGGGAAGGGCCUGACCUUUGGGUCAGGGCUCUCACGUGAACUCUUUUCUACUGGGAUUGUAAAAACCAAGCAACCUUAUUUCUUAACUGUUUCGAAGAAAUAAUUAAAGUAUUUUCGUACAUUUUGCUUCUUGCCCAGCUGAGACAGCUGGCAGGGCCGGGUCAGGGUUUAGCAUCCCCACAGCUGGAGGGUUUUGCCCCAUCCCAAGGCUUGCUCUUGGGGACAAGGGAGUCUGUAUUUGGGGCCCAGGUGAGGCCCUGUGUACUCACGGGAUGGCUUAGGGCUCCAGGCAGUGGUUUUGUUCUGAGGCCUGUGGUAGCAAACAGGGUUUGGGAUUCCGGGCCUUCCUGCUUCCCGGUAACUUUUUACGAAGGCAGACCUCAGCUAAGGCUGGAGGACCGUUCAAUAGGGCCAGGGUGUGACAAUUUACUAAAUAAAGUGGCCAAUCUCAGCCUUGUGCCUGUCCUAAAGCCUUUUUUUUUUUUUUAAUUUCUGGUGAUUCCUAAUCCCUUCUCUCUGUCCUAGAGAGAUGGUGGCUGUCACGUCACCAGGAGGGGAACUAUGACUCUCAGGUCAAGCAAGACUCACGCAGUUUUGCCUAGUAUGCAAUGUUGUAGGAAUAGGGUACUGUACACAGGAUGUGACCUCAGCCCAGGGCACAAGCACUGGGGAUGGAGAAGAGCAAUGCAGAAAUCUUGAGGAGACUGAGGUGAUCUGAAAGGAGCUGCUGAGAUGAAGACAGCUGGGGUCAACAGUGCUGUUCCCUUUGUACCUCGAGGGAACAAAGCCGGGGACUGAGUGGAGGGUAAGCAUCCCCACAGCCAGCUUCCAGCCUUCACCACCCAGGGGUCCUACAUGGAGAAUCAUCAUGUCCUCUCCAGUCCAGCUCUGGUCACUACCCUGUCCCUCCCUGGGGACUUACCGAGUCUGUCUCCUUCCUCAUCAUCUCCUUCCACACAAUCAAGCAGUGCUUGGUCUGUUACCGCACAAGCAAAGGCGGCCAUCUCUGCAACGUGGCUUCUACAGUUCACUUCAUAGCUGCAAGUCUUGGUGGAAGCCCAUGGAGUAAACACAGCUUUUUCGUACCACCAUCUCCAACCUCUCUCAGCAGAGCUGUUCACUGAGCUGCUAGGAGCCAUCUGUCCUGGUCAGAAACUGCCCAUGGUUAGGUAGUCGCAGUAACCGCCAGCAUCCAGCUUCUUCCCAGGGUUAGCCUGUCACAAGCCUCAGAGGAACCCCAUUCCUUCCUUUGACGCAUGCUUACUUACUGUGACACUUACCUGGUGGGGUGUCAAGAGUUACACGACAGUGAGGCCUGGAGCCCAGGCCAGGCUUCUGCGGUCGGGAUUGACCCUUAGUUCUUGGUUCUAACUUGGCCCUUCCUGGUGCUCCGAGUUAUUAGAAUCCAGGUUCACCACUGGUUAGAGCCACCCUGACAGCCGCUGCUGCAGAGUUGGGAGAGGACUCCGUCAGUAAGACACUUGGAUCACAGUCCUGGUGGCUGAUGGUCUCUGGGGCGCACUAGUCCCUGGGGGACUUCUGUGCCAGAGGCACACGGCAUUCCCAAAGGUCACACCUGAAGCUGUCCAGAGGUCUCCACACAUAUGGAACUAAAAAGCAAAAAAACCGGCUUUCUCCACAUUUGGCCUAGUAAGCCUUGUGGGGCAGGACCAGGGCGGGGUCAGUGAUGAAUCUCAGACUUAGGUGCCAGCACUUAAAGUGACGGUAGGGCUGUUUUACCUUCCAGGGGGGGUCUCCAUCUGCCAUUGCAUAGCCUCACUGUACUUGUGAGGAGUUGUUUCUAAGUUCAUCCCCAGAGUUGUCUGUUUUCACACAGGAAUGAUUCCACAAUUACUUUUUUUGUCAUAUGCUCCUAACAAUGGAGUUUCUCCUCAUGACUGAAGCAUAAACGCAGUGUUGGAAAUGCACGGCUGCUCACUCGUGGCCUCUUCUGUCUCCUCCCCACCGAGAUGAUGGUUGGUGAAGUUUUUCCUUAACUUGUAGAUUUAAAAAGCUUUUAAAUAGUGUUUGGAUGUGUUCCUCAGCUCUUCAGGGCCUGGACAUGUGGCCCAGGACACCUUCUGGUGCGCAUGCUGGUGACUGCAAGGUGGCCUCUGGCUUAGACAUGGUGCGGGCCCAAGUGUUCGUGAGCCGUGUUCUCACGCGACAGGAGAAGUUCGGGUCUGCAGCUCGCUCGCAGUUGCCAGUUUGCUAGCCAGAGCUACACUGCACUGUGAAGAGAAUUGUCCUCCCCUUCCACCCCCUCAACACGGGGCAUCAGAGUUCUGCUCGGGGGUGGGAAGCUUUGCCGUGUGCUUCUCUGCAUCGGGCCAAGGGUCUCUGGUACCGGUCAGGGGCGUCCUCCGAUGCCUCGGUUCCAGCCCCUUUUACUGAUGGGGAGGGAUUCUUGCUUUCAGCCGUCUGGUUCCACGCUUUGCAGAGGUUCCUUCCCACACGCUUGGCUUCCUGAUUUGGUAAUGAUGUCAUCUGACGUGCGACCUACACUUAAACAGCACUUGCUAAUAUUUUCCAAAGAUGAUUUUCCUGAAGGUUUCUAACUUCAGCCUUUAAAAAUCGGCACUUUGUUCAAGUGGGACUUGCACAGUGCUGACGUCAUCGUCCCUGCUGUCUCCACCCCAGUUGUGGCCGAACCUUUCUGACUCAUCCUCCAGCACCCAUGGCUGGUCCCCAGACACCCACUCUUGGUUCUGCCCCUUUCUCUCCUCAUCGGCUGGGAUGCUUCUCUUCCCAGCUUCCUUCCAGCAAGGGAGGUCCUGUGAGCUGUGGCUCGGGAGAGCCGAGGACAUGAGGUGCGGAAGGUCCUCUCUUCCUGCCCGGAAUGGGGUAGGACCCUGAGGGUGCAAAAACACCUGUGACAAACAGGACUGGAGUGAGCGCACAUCUGUUAGACAGGGGGCCCUGCCUCAAGCCUUGGAUGGUCAACUGCUGGGGUUUUUUGUUUUUUUUUUGGGGGGGGUGUUUUUUUUUUGUCUUGUGUGUGUGAAAGAAAUAAAUCCCUAUUUGUUCAAA
Rattus norvegicus (Norway rat) is the source of this 3959-nucleotide messenger RNA. The record is from RefSeq and is a predicted model, not a curated record. NCBI's taxonomy places the organism in Eukaryota, Metazoa, Chordata, Mammalia, Rodentia, Muridae.